This is a messenger RNA of Daphnia pulicaria, 637 nucleotides long. RefSeq lists its product as uncharacterized. The record is from RefSeq and is a predicted model, not a curated record. The transcript has 3 exons. Bases 92 to 637 code for a protein of 181 amino acids. NCBI's taxonomy places the organism in Eukaryota, Metazoa, Arthropoda, Branchiopoda, Diplostraca, Daphniidae.
UCUCAUGCAGUGGUGUAGAGGUUGGGUGAUAACGGGGCGUGUUUCAUCAUUAUCAAGCAGGUAUAAUUGCCGCAAGGUUUAAGAGGUUAGGAUGCGAAAAAAAAUCGUACAAAAGGAGAGAGAAAAGGGGAUGGAAAUCAGUCGAGUGAGCAUCUCCGACACGGCAACAACCGCAGCCCACUAUUUGUCGCCAACUUCCUUUUUCAUCGUAUUGAACCAGUUCGCAAUCAUGGUUAUCCAUAGCGUCUUGCUGCUGGUGGGUUUUGUAUGGUUGAUGGCUGGGACGACCACUAGUGUACCGAUGUCUCCUUGUUACUACACCGAGGCCCUCAAGUACUACACCACUAAGGCACCGGAGUAUUAUACCAUAACUAACGCGGCCCUGAAGUAUUACUCUGCCCCGAGCUACACCAUCAGAGACCGGAGUACUACACGAAUACGUAUGCUGCCCCAACCUACUACACCGAGGCUCCCAAGUGCAACUCUUUCCUCAGCUAAGUACUACUUUGUUCCCAUCUACUACACCGAAGGUCUAGCUUAUUACACCCCCGAAGCGUUCUACUUUUACACCGAAGCGCCUAAGUACUACACUGCAACCUACGCUGCACCACGGAGCCAUCGGAAUACUAAAUCAUGA